This is a messenger RNA of Petromyzon marinus (sea lamprey), 12972 nucleotides long. Its product is annotated as AF4/FMR2 family member 4-like. Lineage: Eukaryota; Metazoa; Chordata; Hyperoartia; Petromyzontiformes; Petromyzontidae. Gene Ontology annotation, biological process: regulation of gene expression. Gene Ontology annotation, cellular component: super elongation complex; nucleus. The record is from RefSeq and is a predicted model, not a curated record.
GUCCGCCCUGGCCAGGAUGGAUGUAAAGUAGUCCGGGUCGUGCGGGCGGAGCGUUCCGCGGGGCGGCCCGGGCGGCGCGGAGGGAAGCAGGGACGGAGACGUGAGCCGCCCCGGCGGCGGCAGCAGCGGCAGUAAAGCAGCGGCGCUGUCGGCGGCAAUAACAACAAGGACGAUUGUAAUAAUUUGAAUCCUAACAACAAAAACAAAACAACAACGACGACGACAAUACGAGAAUAACGAAGGCGAGGAGGGGCGGUGGCGGUGAGGGGAAACCCUCGCACCGGCCCGGUUUGGCGGCGAGCGGAUCGGGAAAGGGGGGCUCUGGUGAGGGGGGGCCCUAGGGCACGGUGGCUGUAACCCCGUGGGCAGCAGCGGCGGCGGCGGGAGCUGCUCGGUGUCUCUCUCGCCGAGUGUGUCCGUGACGGUGUCUCUUCUGCUGCUGCUGCUCGUCUUCACGGUGGGGGGACACGGGCCGAGAGAGCGCCGCCGCGAACCUGGGCUCGGGCAGCUGGAGGGGACGCGGCGGCGGCGGCGGCGGCGUGUGAUGGAGUGAGGGCGGCGCGGAGCUCAGCAUGGCUUCGUGCUCAAGUGUUGACAAAAAGGACCGAGCAGCCCUUCGCAGGAGAGAGUGGGAGCGUCGCAAUCAAGAAACCUUGCAGGAGGACGAGGCCCUGACGGGCUCGGAGCACCUCUUCAAGGAGCCAUACAAGACGAACAGGGGGGAUGAGCUUUCGAGUCGUAUUCAGAGCACACUUGGCAGCUACGACGAAAUGAAAGACAUCCUGAGCAACAGGUCAACCCAGAGCCGAUUUGUUGGCAUCCCAGCAAUGUCUGUCCCCCAGACACCAAGUGAGAAAACCGAGCAGAGCUUUUUUCCCGACCAGAGAACGGCUGUGAUGCAGCCAUACCAAGGGAGCAGCGGCACUGGCCGAUCGUCGGGUCCCUCGUCCGCCUCCGCUAGUUCGGCCUCGGCCUCGGGCUCCGGUUCCAGCGCGGCCACGGGGUACGGCGGACCGUCGUUCAACCUGCCGAGCGGAAGCGGCAGCAAAAAGCCCGGGGCAGAGCGGUCGCGAGGAAGCGGCGGCGGCGGCGGUGGCGGACACAGCAGCUCCAGCAAGAACCGCCACUCGUCGUCUCACAGCUACAGCCACGGGGAUCUCCGGCGCGGGGAGCACGGUGGCGGUGUGGACGCUCGCUCCAAGCAGCAGUCGAUAAGCCCGGCGCCGACCGCGUCGUCCUCGCACUCGGGCCGCCACUCCUACUCGCGGGGCAGCGCGACCGGCGGUGAACACCACGGCAACGCGCGGGCGUCCGCAACAACUUCGUCGGCUGCCGCUGAGCAGCACCACGGGCGCGACCGGCACCGCUCCAAGUCUCCACGAGAGCCGCCCGAAUUCUCUUCAAAUUCGCCGGGGCCGAGCUCUUCUUCGUCUGCAUCUGCGGCGGCGGCGGCGGCAUCGUCCUCGCAGAUGUCCAGCCAGGCCUUCCCUUCAUCGCUGCCUGUCUCGAGCAAGCAGUCGUCGCUGCAGCAGAAGCCCACGGCGUACGUGCGGCCGAUGGAUGGGCAGGACCAGCAGCUGUCGAGCGACUGCUCCGAGCUGCCCUCAUCAUCGGGCCCUGCGGCCGUGACGGGAGACGUGGUCUACUCCUCGGGGCCGUCUGCUUACGGCGGUGCCGUGCCGGACCCCAAAGGAUCGGCUGCGGCCGCCAAGGCCAAACUAACAAAAAUAACAAUCCCGCCCCAGCCCUUGGAGGCUGGCAACACCAAUGAUGGCAACUGCGUGGAGGAGAUUCUGAGGGAAAUGGCCUAUCCCUGGCCCUCCCCUCUGACAGCUAUACAGACCCCAGUCACCGCAAAACCAUCCAAGUUCCCUUUUCCUGGAAAGGACUCCCAGCAUGUGAACACGUCAUUUCCAGGAACAAAGCGCGGUGAUGCCUCUUCAAAGAGCGCCACAAACACCUUGGCGGAUAAUUCGAUGCUGGAAGAUGACCUGAAAUUGAGCAGUGACGAGAGCGAUGUUGAACUGUUUGCGGAUAAGUCUGUCCUGAACAAGGCCAUAAUUCCUGUCAGCGUGCCGGUGGCAGAGAGCGGGGAUGCCCCUCGCUCCAGCGCUGAGUCGGGCUCCUCCAGCGAGUCGGAGAGCAGUUCUGAGUCGGACUCGGAGAGCGAGACGAGCUCCAGCGACAGCGAGGCCCAAAGCCAGUCCGUCAAUGCCGCCUCUCCCCAGCCCGAGCCACCGCCCACCAACAAGUGGAAGCUGGAUAACUGGCUGCCCAAGGUGAACCUGAACACCAACAAGUCGACAACUCCGCAGGCUGACACGGGAAACGCAAAGGUGCAAGGGCACGAGUACCCGCGCGGCGGUGAUAGUGGCGGUAGCGCUGGCGGCAGCGGUGUUGGUGGAGGUGGCGGCGGCGGCGGCGGCGGCGGUGGUGGUGGAAGCGGCGGGGCCCAGGACAAGGAACGGCCGAGUGCCGCCGCCAAUCAGGCCGAGGCCAAGGAGAAGCUGCGGAGCCCCGCGCGAGAGCGGGGCAAGGGUCGUAGCGGGCAGCGGCAUGCGGACAGCAAGAGCGGCGGUGGGCGGCAGAAGUCGCCGGCGCAGCCAGACGUUUCGUCUCAGCGUCGCAGCAUCGGCCGCAAGCAACCCAAAAAGCUGGAGAAGCCGGCGCCGAGCCCCGAAGAGCCGGACUAUGGGUACGAGCCCCCGAAGGAAUCGCCCACGGUGGUGGAGAGUAGUGGCGGCGGUGGAGGCAGCAACGUGGCUGCAGUGCGGCGUAGCGUCGGCAGGAAGCAGCCCAAGCGGACCGAGAAGCCGUUGAGCCCAGAGGAUCCUGACUGGACCAAGCCGGAGUACGCGUUUGGUGUCCACAAGUCACCGGCCCAACCUGAAGUCUCAGUGCAGCAGCAGCAGCAGCCACAACGCAGGAGUGUUGGCCGCAAGCAGCCACGCAGGAUAGAGAAGCCAGCUAGCCCUGAUGUGGAAAACUGUCCCAAGUCAGAGUUCACAGUAGCACAAGAGAGUUCACAGACGCACAAGGCAGGUACGGGCGCUCUGUCGGGCACCAACCACGAGCAGCCAAAGAGCAAGCCCAAAGGCGGCACCGGCCGGAAGCCUGCCGUGAAGAAGGAGACGCAGCCGGCACCACAGUGCACGGCCGAGGCCAAGAAGCAGCGUGUGCCAGGCAAGUCGAUGCGCAAGGGCCGCGAGAAGGUGUACUCGGACACCUCCUCAUCCUCAUCGUCACCUUCGUCCGACUCUGAAUCGGAGCCGGACGAGAGCCCGGCGGGCAAAGCGGACUCGCCGGCCCCGUCCGGCGCCGCCAAGUCGUCCGGCUCGGACGCGCCCUGCGACUCGCCGCAGCACUCCGACGAGGGCGCUCCCGGCUCGGCGCCGCCCGCGCCGCCCGCGCCGCAGCCGCAGCAGCUGAACCGCAAGGAGCAAAUACUGUCGCCGCUGCACGUGGCGGGCGGUGAGCUGCUGUCGCCCAUCCACGACUACGACGAGGUGCGAUCGCUCGUGGUGAAGAUCGACCUGAGCCUUCUUGCCCGCGUGCCGGGCCGCGGCGAGACUCGGGGCGGCGGAGGCCAGGGACAGCAGCAGCAGCAGCAGCAGCCACCGUCGGUGUCCGAGAGGGCGGGCUCUCACCGGCAGCAGAGCACAUCCAGAGAAAGAUCACCACCGCCUCCAACCACAGCGUUAGGAGAGAAAUCCAAACGCAAGCGGCAGGGCGACAGCGAGGACAUUCACAGCGAGAGGAAGAGGGGAAAGGUGGAGAAGGACGCAACGCCACACUGUGCACACAAGGCGGCCGCAACCAAAGACGAUCGCAAAAAGAUCAAGGUCAAGACAGAGACCCCAUCUCAUUCCAGCUACAAGCCCCCUGUCAACAAGGAGUCGGGCAAGCACACGGUGGAUAAUAAGAAGAAGGUCGCCCCGCCAGCGUCGCCGCUCUCCAAAUCGACGGCUGCGUCUGAGCGCAAGCGGCGCAACAGCGAGAGCAGCACGUCGAGCCGCGUGUCGACCGUGAGUGAGGCCGGCAAGUCGAGCAAGAAAGGGAAUCCAGCCGGAGGCGCCGCUGCCUCCCAGUCCUCGGGCAAACACCGCAAACUGGAUGGCAAGACGGCAGGCAGCGCCAAAAUGGCAAACCGGGAGGACAGUGUGGCGGACGACAGACAGGUGUCCGAGGCCCUCUUCACCAAGCCUGGUCUGUGCGCCGUCUCUCCCACCCUACUGAGGCCCCGCCUUGUGUUCGACGACAAACCCCAGUCCGUGGAUUUCCACAUGCAAGAGGCCAAGAAGCUGAAACACAUGGCAGAUGGCAUGUCGGACAAGCUGGGAAAGGCGAUCAACUACACGGACGCAGGCCUCUCCUUCAUCGAGUGCGGCAAUGCCAUGGAGCAGAACCCUCUUGAAGCCAAGUCCCCGUACACCAUGUACUCGGAGACCACCGACCUCGUCAAGUACGCCAUGAAGUUGAAAAGCCACUCUGCUCCAGAUUCGACCCCGGCCGACAAAAAGCUUGGGGUGUUCAGCCUCCGCUGCUUGGCUCUGCUCUACCUGAGGAUGUUCAAGCUGAAAAAGGACAGCGCUAUGAAAUAUUCCAAGUCUCUCCUGGAGCAUUUCAAGAAUGCCUCAAAGAUGUCGCAGACACCACCUUGGACUGGAAGGGGCAACGGCACGCCGUCUCCCAUGUCUCCCACGCCUUCGCCGGCGGGCUCGGUGGGCUCGCAGGGAAGUGCCAACACGGCAGCGCCCUCCUCGUCACCCGUGGCCACGGUCACCAUCCCGCAGCGCAUCCACCAGAUGGCGGCGAGCCACGUGAACAUCACCAACCACUUCCUGUACGGCUACGACCACUGGGAGCAGGCCGAGCUGCUGGCCAAGGAGAACCACGAGUUCUUCCGUGACCUGGACCAGCUGAUGGGGGCACUGACUCUAAACAGCAGCAUGACGGAGCUGGUGCGCUACACUCGCCAAGGACUCCACUGGCUUCGCUUUGAGGGGCAACUGCUGUGAUGUGCAGUGAACAGAGGAGGGAAAGGGGGAGAGCCAGAGACUGCCACGACGGAAUGCGACGAAGCUUUACCGGCUUUAAUUCCGGCCACCACCUGAGCCUUUCACGACCGCCACAAGACAGGUCAUGCAGACAGUCCCGCAUCGAUUGACAAUUUUUAUGGUCUGUGACCGUUUGGGGAAGGUUCAGCCUCUCGGGGAGUUGAGAUCAAGCUUCUUCAGUGGCAUGCUUCUGAAUGACAUCGUGCUGCAAACGGUUUCUUUUUUUAAGACGGCAAGCAGCCCCCCCCCUCCCAACCUUCUGGCUGAAUUUUUUGACAGCACAUCACCACAAGGGCGAUCAGUUGCCUUUGAGUAAACUUUGUGAUGGUUUGGAGAACGCAAAACGCCGGGCCUGCGAGGGAACCAGCCGUCCUCUUAACUUGCCUGUUGGUCGAAGAGCAAGCCCCCCCCUCGGCUGCGCGUACGGCAGUGCAAACUCAUAUUUUGUAAUUAAUUUAACGUAUUUAUUCAUGUACGUCUAUAGUUUGAUGCACAGCUCACAAUUACUGUGCACGUGAACUGCCAUGACUGUCUGCUUCUCUUGUAAGUUGAUUAUAGAAUGUUAGGUUUUUUUGGGGUCAAUGACGAGAAUUUGCUGUCAUUUGAAAGGCGAACGUGACUUGUUUUUGCUAAUCUUUCAAAGGUUGCAUUUCUUGCUCUAAUUGAUUACCUAUUUGUCCUCCCUCUCCCCCCUUUAAUCGUGAGUAAUAUAUUAAUCAGACAUGCCUAAAACUUCCACUUAAAAGCAUUAUGGGGAAAACACUUUAAACUUUGGCGGUCAAUGCAUUAUUGUGAGUCAUUUUAUACACAAUUCCAAACAUUAUAAAGUCUUGGCUAACAUUUAUCAUACGUUUUUUCAUUAUUCUCUCGCAGAUAAAUGUUGUUUGUGCGGACUGGUGUUAUUUUCACAAAUGUUCCAAUGUUACACCGUUAUAUGCCGAGUCCUUCCAGUUGGUACUAUUUGGAAUUUAAUGAAAAAAAUAACAUUUAACCAACUAUUACAAACUUUAUAAAUUAUUUGUCAAGGAAAUCCAAGGUCCCCAUUAUUAUAUUUUCAUGUUUUUUUCCCCAUCGCACAUUGUUUGGCGUAUAAGCAUCCAUUUGAUCAGUUAGUGUUCGAUAUCAUUUAUAGGGUUUCUUUGUUAGAGGUUUAAUAGUUCAAGGUUGGAAGGCACAGAAGCUGUUGACAAUAAUUUGCUGUCGAUUAAUUCUUGCGUAAAACACCACAGGAAUUAAUUAUUGGUAGUAUGUUUUAUAAUUCGCGGGCCCCUUAAUCUAAUCUGUGGUAACAUUGAAAACCGUUCAAUGUUAUGGAUCUUCCUAUAUAUUACUCUUUGGUUCUUUUGGUAAAGUCACGUAGAAAGAAAUUAAAUUAAAUAAUAGAAUACGACGUUUCCUAUGUAUUGUUCUCCAUUGUAUGCCAAAUAAGCUCUCAAAUUUUCUUGUUGUGGUUUUCACACCUGAUGAUGCUUGCUUGUGUUGCAGUCGAAACGUCGUGAGAAUUUUAUUGUUUUAUAUUUUUAUUAUUUUAUUGUUUCCCUUCUACUUGGUGACUUUACCGAAAGAACCAAGAAUAUAAUAAGCUCUCUUCAUUAUUCAAAGCUCGUCUUGAUGUUUUGCUGAAACACUAACACAAAAGCCAAAGAGAAAAGUGCAGAGAUUUUAUUUCCAGGAAUUAUAAUUGGCUUGAGUUGGUUAUUUUUGCCCACAUUUUUUCAUUUCCUGUUCCUUGUGGCAGCUUGGUGUAUAAUUGCGUUCAUUUUGAAUUGAGUCCGCCAGAACAGAUCGUCAGUUUUGUGUUUCCCAAAAUUAAUGAAAUUCCCAUCCUGUUAUACACAAAUUAUAUGUAUGUGGAUCACAUCAGUUUGAAAUUUAAAAGUGCCACAGUGAGAAGAGUGACCAAGUUGUGAUUUUAAAAAAGACCCAGCAAUAAUUGUAGUAUUGAGUGAGAGCCCAUAUGAAAGAAUGGACAUGCCUUCCCUCAUUACACAUUUGUGAUUCACUGACUGCAGCAGAGCAAGGCACCAAAUAGAAUACAGACGUGACAAAUUUACUUGCGUAUAACCGUGUUGAAUUGAGUUUUCAGUGGGUACAUUUCCCGCUUGCUAAGUGCUUGAAGGGAAGUUUGUUUGGACGGUGCCCCGUGAGACGUUGGAAGGUUAAAAAUCCUGAGUGCCCUGCCUUGUGGCUCGAAUUUUUUUCUGCAAUAAUAUCUCAAUGUUCUGUAACAGGUUCAAUAGUUUGAAUUUACUUUUACAAUAUUGGAAAAUGUGGACGUCACCUUUGGUAUUAUAGUCACUUGGGUACAGCACAAAAGGAGUGUUCUCGGUGUAAAUUUUGAUUAUGUUACUUGGAAAUGAGAAACCCGGACCCCUUUAACACGUUUUGACUGUACCUGUUCUAAUUAAAAAUUUAACAUUUUUUCCUCUCUCAAACCUGGCAAGAUGCUGAAAACAAUGCAAAGAGUUGUUUGUCGUUUACUUAAACUCUGCAGUGACUUUCCCAUUCUGAUUUUCCAAUGUUGCAAAACACUAAUCAGCAUACAUGCUCAUGUGAGUGAGUCUAGCAUUUUGUGGAUAUAGAUUGUUUUUUCCAGCUGUAAUGAUGUGGAAGGAUUAUUGCACAUUCAUUAUAAAAGCUUCACUUGAUUAAUUCUGCUGGAGAUGUAUCCAAGCUCCAACUCUGAAUACUGGUUUUGAUGCGUACUGUGUGGUGUAGCGGUCACAGAUCUGAACAUUAUUCUUGAUAACACUUCCUUGAGCUUGGUGGAAAUGUGUGGCUUGCCAAAGAUGUAUAGGACACGGUGCUCACACUUAUCCCAAGCGCUGAGAACUCUGAGAAACGUCGCUUGCAAUGUGGUGACCCAUUAGCGUGUUGCUGUCAUUCGGAAAGCUGAGCAUCCCAUCCCUUUGUCUCGCACAGCCACCAUGACCCAAUUUGCAAAUUAAGCACAUGUGGAGCGUUGCUUUGUGUGUGUGUAAUUUAUCGGGUUUAUGGCAUCACCACGGCACCAUCUCAUUUGACCAGAGUGGCGAGUGAAUCGUCACAGCGUUGUUGAUUCUGGCACGGCAAUUUUUCCCAAGCUUCUCUUGCCUCUUCAGAUCUUGACUCAUAAUUCAUUUGGAGCGUUUCCUAGCCAAUAUUAUGACAUUCAUGUUUUACUUUUUUUCAUGUCACUUGUAGAUUACUUUUAGUGUUCUUGGUUACAUCUCAGGAGUGACCAUCACUGAGUGCCCACGUGCUAAGGAUACCUACCUAACCCCUGAACCAAGGAGGCCAGCCCUGUUAAUUCAAUGACAAUAAUGUUUCAAAUGCCCAGGCCACACGAGUCACGCUACAUAAAACUGCCCAUUUGCAAACUUCGCAAAGAGCAGUGCAUGAAUUAACACCGCUCUUCUUGUUAGCCCAGAAUCACUGAUUUCCACAACUUAUUCUCAAUGUAUGUGUACAGCACCGGUACCUAGUAAUGGUCAUUACGGAGUAUUAACUAUUCGUGGGUGGAAAUUCAAUAAAAAGUAUAUACAAGUAUAAGUAUAGAUAUAACGUAUAUACACAAAUAUAUGUAUUUAAGUGUGUGUGUAUAUAUAUUUUUUAAAUGCAGUGAUAUGUUGCCUGUGCAAGCAGUACAAGUACUGUAAUUUAUUCAGCUGUCAAAUAAUGCAAGUACACACGACUGACGUGCCCCUCCACCAACCACUGAGCUUGAGCGUGUCUUACGGCGCUAGCAUGUCUCAUUGCAGUACUCCACGCUCUCCUUGUCUUAACUCUUUGCAUCUUCCCUUCUAAUGUUUGUAUUUUUUUUACCUCCGAUAAACUUAUAGGAUGAUUUUUUUAAGUGUCAUUUUUUCUUGUUGUUGCAAUUUUAUUUAGCCUACCGGUGUAAAUGUGAAAUCGUUUUUUUUUAAAACAGGCCUUUUUUUAAGAAUUUGCAAUCACGAUCAUGAACAUUGCGCGCUUUGGUUUAACACAGUGGUCUCAUGGAGCCCCAGAUUGUGCAGGGCAUGCAGAACUUUUAAGUGCAAACCAGAACCCAUAGUAUCGACUGUCUCUGGAAGAGCAAUGCUUUUUUUUACGAUGACAUUUUGAAGCGUGAAAAGGUUUCAACAUUUGCUCGCAUUAUAUCAACAGCACAAAAAUCCUCACAAAUAUAAUCGCUUUUAAAGUGCUCUUUUUACACUGAUGAAAAUGAUACGAGUGUUUAAUCUCUAACAACGUUGCAUGACUUUUUGAAACGAUAGCUCUGCACUUGCUGUGCUCCAGUCUGCCCUCUUGAGACCACCGUUUUGUUGUCAUGGAUGUGUAUGUUACAUUUAUUUCACAUAAACUGCAGUUACUUUGGCAUGCAACACUUUUGCAUCCUUUUUUACUUGGUCGGAGUGUACCGUCACUUUUUGUAUUUAACCGUGUGCGCCGUCUUUGUGUUUGUAUUAUGCCGAAGUAUUUUUGGGACCAAUGUUAGCGUCGAUCAUCGUGCGUCCAAAGUUGAACGCUGCAUGUGAAAGUGGCAAUAGUUGUAAAUAAUGUGUUCAUGCUGCCUGGCAGUGCUCAAUUAACUAAUACACCGUAGAGGCGUGAUACACUGUAAUCAUAGUGCCCAUAAUACUUCAGUCUCGGUUCUGUGAAUUCAUGUUAUUGGAUGCAUUUACAGAAUCGUUAACUGUCGUAAGAGUCCACCAAAGUAUAGAGGGAAACUAUGUACAACUAAAACGCUUGACAUCUGUUUAGACGUCUGAUAAAUUUCUGUUCAAGGUUGUUGAAAUCAACAAUUGCCCCUGUUUGCAGGUCGCUGGAGCAAACUCCAGUAAAGUGGAUCGGUGGAAAUCUUGUGACCAGUUAGUGUCUUCCUCUUCCUCUGCCAACCCGCCUGACGUGGGUGAAAGCUCAAUAAAUGUCGCCGUUAAAGGGCCUGUGACUGCACUGACGACGCAUGUAUGCAGGGUAACCCGGUUACCUUUAAAUACCAUGGAACUAAUAUUGAUCCAUGAUGUUUGGAUGCAUGUAAGUUUUGUAUGCGAUAAGCGUGUUGCUUCCAUUACGAGUUGAAUUUGAAUACCCGAGGUGGUGGUGGAGUCAUAGUUAACGUGUUUGAAUUGAGGGAACACAAUUUAGUUUGCCCCGUCUAAGUUAACAGUUUUACUGCAGUGUUACUCAUUUUAUGAGUUUGCAUUGAACACAUAAAAGUCAAGGAGUGUACAUGUUAAGUUAUUUUAUUUAACCAGGCGAAAACUUUGUUGAACCAGGUGAGACCAGCAUGGUGGUCUGGUUUGCAAGUGACCUGAGUAUACGUAUGUGCCCAACAGCUCUGCGUGUCUACUGCAUCAGCCAAGACGAGAACACGGACCGCCCUAUUGCGAUACGAAUCCUGCUUUCCAUUUCCGAGGUCAAAGUUGGUUGGCCCUUGUGGAUGCAGCAAUGUUUCCCGCACCAGUUGUGUCCUCUCACAGAGUGAAAGUACUUGCAGCAGGGGAAGACAUCUAAUGUCCAUCGUUGUCGAGGGGUCGCUGGUUUUUUAAAGGUCCUUCUGGUGCGGAUUGCUUUAGCGUUUGUGAUCAGCUCACGGGUAAUAGAUGAACAGGCAAUAUUUUACAGUGUAUUCACGCCUCCGGCUGCAGAUAUGGAGCCGAGUAAAGACAGCCUUUGCACAGUUCACUUUCAAGAUGCACAACACUGUAAAGCAAAGCAAUUGGUGGUUGUCGUGCUUGUUUUUGGAGGCAAUGUUAUGCAACAUCUGCAAUUUUAAGCAAUUUCAGUGACACAAAUUGCCACUGGGAGGUGAAAAUUUCAUAAGCUUAUGAUGGGAGCCAUAUCAUCCAUCAUUUAUGCAAAGCUAUUUUUUUGUUACUUUCCUUGGCAUUGGAAGAACGCCAUGCUACAGGCCAUUGGACGUAGUGUGUUUUAGUUUUAUAUAUCGGCGUUGCACAUUGAUGAAACAAUCGUGGACUGUGGGAAGGUUUGCAAAGGGGCUUGCUGUGUGUCUUGCAUCACGAGCCCUGCCAGGGAUGUACACUGACGAUGACCGGGAACUCACGCGUCUAGAACAGGCCGUGAUGUUGGGCCAACCUUGUCUCAUUUUUCAUCUGCCAGUAGACCCACACGUCGGUUUGGUGUUUCCAGAAACACAUCUAUUUGCCUACGUGUACAGUUUCAUUUAAUGGUGUCCCAUGUUUUCAUGUUUCAGCACUGAUGCAGAUAAGUUUAUAGAGCGUAUACGAGCUAUUAUUAGAAUACCAUGCAGUCGACCUUUGAAUACUUUCUUGCAAAAAUUAUUUUGCUGCUACUUUUUUCAUUGGUGAUAUGGCCUUAUCUGAUGCCAGUGCUUUGCAGCAGCAGCCGUCUUGAUUAAUUCGUCCGAAUUCUAACAUUGGUUUCAGACAUUGUUUCAUAUGCUUGUUAUUCAUAUUGUUCAUAUGUUUGGUACUUCUAAUGCAGACAAUGUUUUGAGAUAGUGCGUUAAUGACGGGCAUGCAUUUAACGUUUAGUUCUGUCUCGUAUGUGCGUGUGUAGUUGUAGAUGUAAGGAAAGCUUGCUGUUUAUUUAUGGGUAUUUAUAAUCGUGCUUUAGGCUGGGCAGAGUAGUUUUGUAACCAGUGUGCGAUCAUAGUUAUUUAUUACGGGCCUGCGGUAGACUGCCCGAUUCGCCAUUUUAAAUAAUUUGUACGUGGAAUUUUACAAAAGAGGUGAUUUUAUAAAAAAAAUAUGGUCAGUGUGUGUGCAUGUGAGUGUAUGUCAUUGUUCAAGUGAUGACUUCUCCUUUGUGUGCAAGUGUGGAGACUCCACAGUCGAUCGACUCACAUUUAAGAUGUUGCUUGUAACAUUGCUACAAUACAGAGCUCUUCCAAUACGUGUGGGUGGGAGGGCCCUCUACGCAGUGUAGAGAAUGGCACCGUGGGACAAUCCCCAUGAACUACAUCUGCGAAAGCUGUAUCACGACCUAUUGGUCCUUCAACGCUGUCCUAUGAACACAUCUAGAUUUUCGUGCAGUCAUGAUUUUUUUACACGUAAAGGUAAUAUUUUAAUGUCUUUUUUUGUAAUAGCCGUGUUCAUAAAAUGUGUACAGAUGAAAUACAGCAUUUGCAGCUUUCACAUGAAAUAUUUGAACUUGUCUGAUGCAAAGGAUGAGCAAAGACCCGAUCCCAAAAUGUGCAGUCGCUUCUUGUGUGCCAGUUAUCUUACAGGGUUUGUAGUCGACGAAUAUGUACAGUGGGUGAUGGGUUCACCGAUGGAUUGUGACCUUUUAAAACGAGUUUUCAAAACAUUCUGCCUGUCCGGGAAAGCACAGGGUUUGUUUUAUUUUCAUUUAGUUUCAACUGUAAAAAAAAUGCUUUGUUUAAAUUACUAACUAUUUGUUGUAUUUAGCAAAAAAAAGUAUAUGUUAUGGCUGUUGUUCAAGUCACUGCUGUAAUAAUAUUUGAAGUGUAAAAAAUGCCCAAGUAAGGCGAGUUGCUGUAAAGACCAUUUUCUACCGAACAGAAUCGUCUAAGUGUGGUCUCGAUAAGUACACGUGUCAAUCUGCUCUGCUCUUCUGAAAAUGGUACAGUGUCCUCUUUAGAAAGCUUUUUAAUACUUAAACCAGCAUCAUUCUCGUCACGAACUACAGCUGUGUUUUGUUGGCGUCGAUUUCUAAAAUGGGCAGGCUGUUCACUGCAUAGGGAAACGGUGGUUUUAGCUUCAAGGAAAUGAUCGGUUUUACAGCAACUGUUGUAUACGUGUGUGCAAGUAGAAGAGCUAAUAUACAUGUAUAUGCUUCAUAUAUGUGAUUUUUUAUUACUGUCUGUUCAUUUCCCAUUAAUUCAUUAAAUGCUUUCUUGUCCAACUAUUCUGUUCGAUUUAUGAUUUAAGAGAACGGUGAUAAUCUUGGUUGGCUUCACUUGGCGUGUAAAACAUUAAAUCUACAAUUAAAUGUUUGACACAUUGAA